UCGCUUCAAUGGACGCUUGUUUUGAUUCUUCACCGUCGCGUUCAAUUUAAACUUCCAAACUGACGUCACUGUUUGGUUUAAUAGUUCCAUCUACAGUUGAUUAACCCUAACCCUAAGGAAGGUUUAUUAUUAAUCGUUUCUACGUCACUGAAAUCAAACCACAGUGCGACGUGGUGUUGCGUCCAGCUUCGUCCCCGGGGUAGGAACCAUGGAGCUUGCCUACGUGUGUGAGUGGGACCGACGCCAGAGGAGCACCCACUGUCCCUCCAUCCCUCUGGUCUGCUCCUGGUCCUGCAGGAACCUGGUGGCCUUCACCACGGACAUGAAGAACCACGACGACGACAAAGACGUCAGUCACAUGAUCCACAUCAUGGACACUGAACACCCGUGGGACAUUUAUUCCAUCAACUCCGGACACACUGAGGUCAUUUCCUGUCUGGAGUGGGACCAAUCAGGCUCGCGGCUGCUGUCGGCCGACGGCGACGGUCAGAUUAAAUGCUGGUCGAUGUCGGAGCACCUGGUGAACAGCUGGGAGAGCGUCCUGUGCAGCUCGCUGGACGGAGACCCCAUCGUGGCUCUGAGCUGGCUGCACAACGGCGUGAAGCUGGCGCUGCACGUGGAGAUGUCGGGUUCUACAAACUUCGGUGAGAAGUUCUCUCGGGUGAAGUUCUCUCCAUCUCUCACUCUGUUUGGCGGGAAGCCGAUGGAGGGCUGGCUGGCGGUGACGGUGAGCGGCUUGGUCACCGUGUCGCUGCUGAAGCCGGGCGACACGCUGCUGACGGCGAGCGAGAGUCUGUGCCGGCUGAGAGGUCGGGUGGCGUUAGCCGACAUCGCCUUCACUGGAGGAGGGAACAUCGUGGUGGCGGCAACCGACGGCAGCAGCUCGUCUCCCGUUCAGUUCUACAAGGUGGUGGUGAGCGUGGUCAGUGAGAAGUGUCGCAUCGACACGGAGCUGUUACCGUCGCUGUUCCUGCGCUGCACCACCGACCCCCUGCGGAGAGAGAAGUACCCGGCGGUGACCCACCUGAAGUUCCUGACCCGAGAGAACUCCGAGCAGGUUCUCCUCUGUGCGUCUCAUCAGAGUGGCAGUAUCGUGGAGUGUUGGUCUCUGAGGAAGGAGGGACUUCCUGUUAACAACAUCUUCCAGCAUCGUUCACCAGUCGUGGGGGAGAAGCAGCCCACCAUCUUGAAGUGGAGGAUCUUGACCACCACUAACGACCUGGAGCGAGUCUCAGCUGUUGCUCUGCCCAAGCUGCCCAUCUCCAUCUCCAACACCGACCUGAAGGUGGCGUCAGACACCAAGUUCUGUCCUGGACUGGGUCUGGCUCUGGCUUUUCAUGAUGGAAGUAUUCAGAUCCUCCACCGUCUGUCUCUUCACACCAUGGGCGUUUUCUACGGCUCCUCCUCCAGCCAGCGACCUGGAGAAGAGUCGGCCAUCAAGCGGCAGAGAACCGGAGCUCCUGCGCUGCACUUCAAGGCUCUGCAGUUCUCCUGGACGUCUCUGGCUCUCACUGGAGUCGACAACCACGGAAAGCUCCACAUGUUGCGGGUGUCGCCCUCUAUGGGUCAGGUGCUGGAGAUGAAUACAACACUGCGCCACCUGCUGUUCCUGCUGGAGUACUGCAUGGUGACAGGCUACGACUGGUGGGACGUUCUGCUGCACGUUCAGCCGACCAUGGUCCACAACCUGGUGGAGAAACUGCACGAAGAGUACAUGAGGCAGAACCAGGCUCUGCAGCAGGUUCUGGCGACUCGUAUCGUGGCAGUGAAGGCGUCGCUCUGUAAACUCUCCACGGCCACGGCGGCUCGAGCCUGUGACUUUCACGCCAAACUGCUGCUGAUGGCGAUCAGCUCGACUCUGAAGUCUCUGCUGCGACCGCACGUCCUCAACACGCCGGACAAGAGCCCCGGAGACCGGCUGACGGAGAUCUGCGCCAAGAACACCGACACUGAUAUUGAUAAGGUGAUGAUCAACCUGAAGACGGAGGAGUUUGUGUUGGACGGCCCCCCCCUCCAGUCGCUGCAGCAGCUCAUCCAGUGGGUGGGAGACUUCGUCCUCUACCUGCUCGCCAACCUGCCCAACCAGGGCUCCAUGGUCCGGCCCGGGUUCGGCUUCAUGAGGGACGGGGUGUCUCUGGGGAUGCUGAGGGAGAUGUUGGUGAUGAUCCGGAUCUGGGGUCUUCUGAAACCGGGGUGUCUGCCCACCUUCACCGCCACGUCGGACAACCAGGACAGCAUGCAGCUGCUGUUCCGACUGCUCACCAAGCUGUGGCUCUGCUCUCGGGACGACGGCCCCCCCCAGGAGCCUGACGAGACCCUGAUCGACGAGUGCUGCCUGCUGCCGAGCCAGCUGCUGGUGCCGGGGAUGGACUGGCUGCCGGUGAACGACGGCGUCAUCGUGCGGCUGCAGAACAAACAUCCGCUCAGGCUGCAGUUUGGAAAAGCUUCGUCUCUGCCCGGAGGAGGAGGCUCCGCCCCCCUGGAGGUGUUCACCAGGAGUCCUGGUCCUCAGAAGAUGGAUCACCUCCGCUGUGUUCAUAUGGGAGUUUGUCCCACUGAGGAGAGUAAAGCCUGCACCAGGUGUGGCUGUGUGACGAUGCUUCGUUCUCCCAACAAGACGAACGCCAUGAAGCAGUGGGAGCAACGCUGGAUCAAGAACUGUCUGUGUGGAGGUCUCUGGAGGAGGAUCCCCCCCGCACUGCUCGCCUGACCCCAUCUGACCUCACCUGGAGGUCAAAGGUGACCAGGUGAACACCAGUAGACCAGGUCUGGAUAUUCUGAGUUCAGAAACCUGUUAUGUUUUUAUGAUCCCUGUUCGUUUGAACGACUGUAAAUAUAAAUCAUUUUGUAAUAAAA
Limanda limanda (common dab) is the source of this 2856-nucleotide messenger RNA. RefSeq names its product mediator complex subunit 16 (gene med16). NCBI's taxonomy places the organism in Eukaryota, Metazoa, Chordata, Actinopteri, Pleuronectiformes, Pleuronectidae. Gene Ontology annotation, cellular component: mediator complex. Bases 209 to 2710 code for a protein of 833 amino acids. Gene Ontology annotation, biological process: positive regulation of DNA-templated transcription. The record is from RefSeq and is a predicted model, not a curated record. The transcript has 16 exons. Gene Ontology annotation, molecular function: protein binding.